AUGAGAAAUUGGGCAGAUUAUUGGAGGUCUCUUUUCAAGAAAAUCACAGUGGAAGACAUCAAUAAUUAUGAGAAGAAUUAUAAAGGAUCAGAAAUAGAGAUCAAAGACUUAAAGCGUGCUUAUAUGGAUAGCAAAGGAGACAUGGAUUACAUCUUAGAAACAGUUCCUUUUACCAGCUGUGAUGAUGAACCCAGGCUACAUGAUAUUAUUCAAGGUCUUAUAGAAAAAGGUGAAGUGCCAGAGUAUAAGGCCUUCACACAGGAGAAUGAUAAGAAAAAGCAACGUAGAAAGCGUAAGAAUGAAGCAUACAUGUUCUAUUUCUUUGCAUGUAAAGAAACAGUUAUUUAA
Molecule: messenger RNA, 348 nt
Organism: Osmia bicornis bicornis
Lineage: Eukaryota; Metazoa; Arthropoda; Insecta; Hymenoptera; Megachilidae
Product: dnaJ homolog subfamily C member 9
Exons: 3
Coding region: 1-348 (115 amino acids)
Cellular component (GO): cytoplasm; nucleus
Molecular function (GO): heat shock protein binding
Source: RefSeq, a predicted model, not a curated record